GCAUACCUUCUGCAGCGGCCAGAGCCACGAUCUCCGGAAGAGUGUCGUGAACAGUGCUCUCGCAAUGAGAGCUGUGCAGCUUGGGAGGUGUGCGCACCUUUGGGCGAUGGCUGCGAUGGCUGUUACCUCAUUUCGCGCGCACCGCGUCGCUGGGAUCAGCGGGAGGGUUGGCAUGCGGAAAUCCUUCCAG
Molecule: messenger RNA, 190 nt
Organism: Cladocopium goreaui
Lineage: Eukaryota; Dinophyceae; Suessiales; Symbiodiniaceae
Source: the annotation of a GenBank genome assembly